This is a messenger RNA of Archocentrus centrarchus (flier cichlid), 3109 nucleotides long. RefSeq names its product catenin (cadherin-associated protein), alpha-like 1 (gene ctnnal1). The coding region runs from base 267 to 2537 and encodes 756 amino acids. The record is from RefSeq and is a predicted model, not a curated record. Gene Ontology annotation, biological process: Rho protein signal transduction; cell adhesion. The transcript is spliced from 19 exons. Lineage: Eukaryota; Metazoa; Chordata; Actinopteri; Cichliformes; Cichlidae. Gene Ontology annotation, molecular function: cadherin binding; actin filament binding.
CUCCCUGCCGUAGUUGAGUAAACUACAUGGGCAUUAGCGGGCGCAGCGGCACAACCACCGAGCCGGAGUGGAUUAAAACUGCGUGCGUGCGUGUUUGGAGAGCCACUCGACAACCGACUGUGUGACCAAGUGAGAACCCCCUCCCGGAGUGUAAUCGCAAGUCCGUUACACCAGUUUGCAGCUGCGAAACAGCAAAGCGGAGGCUCUUGGUAAACUCAGUUAGUGCCGUGCAUUGUGUUGUGUCAGUCAGAGAGAGCUCGGCGGGAAUGGCUUCAUCUCCGUGCGGCAACAGUAACUUUGAUUCCGGUCUGGAAAUCAAAACUCGCUCGGUGGAGCAGACGCUUAUUCCUUUAGUUUCGCAGAUCACCACUCUGAUCAACCAUAAAGACAAGCCAAAGAAGUCAGAGCGCACCCUGGCAGCUAUACACAGAGUGGGUCAGGCAGUGAGUGUAGCAGUGGGGCGUUUUGUAGCAGUCGGGGAAGCCAUCGCUACAGAGAACCAGGAGCUGAAGGAUGAGAUGGGUCAAGCGUGCUUCGAAGCUCGCAGAGCAGGUGAUGCCAUAGCCCAGCUGACAGAUGUUGGCUCAGCCCUGCCGUCCCAGUUGGAUGGACGUGCCACAGUGUUCAGUGAUCGGACAGCGAUGGUGAAGGCUGCUCGGUUGCUCCUCUCUUCUGUCACCAAAGUCCUGGUCCUGGCUGACCGUAUUGUCAUCAAACAGAUAAUCACAUCACGCAACAAGGUUCUGGUAACCCUCGAUCAUUUGGAAAGAGUCAGCACCUUCCAGGAGUUUGUACAGAUUUUCAGCCAGUUUGGCAACGAGAUGGUGGAGUUUGCUCACCUGACAGGAGACAGACAGAAUGACUUGAAGGAUGAGAAGAAGAAAGCCCGAAUGGCAGCAGCUAGAGCAGUGCUGGAGAAAUGUACCAUGAUGCUCCUCACAGCCUCCAAGACUUGCCUGAGGCACCCAGACUGUGAGUCGGCGCGGAUCAACAAAGACGCUGUGUUUCACCGAAUGCGCUGUGCCCUGGAGCAGGUCAUCGAGAUUGUCACUGAGGCACGGAGCUCUGGGGAGAACAGGAUCCUUCCUGCCAGCAUCUACAAUGGCAUCAAGGAAUUUAAGUCCAGUGUGGAGUGCCUGCGGGAGAACCUAUACUCCUUGUCACCGCAGAGCAUGUCCAGCCAGCUGGAAGCGCUGGUUGAGAGGACAGAGGACUUCACUGAUUCGGCCUACACCAGUCACGAGCAGCGUCAGGCCAUCCUAGGUCUGUGCCAGCUGGCGCGCCAGGACACCCAGCAGCUGGUACACGCCUGGGUUGAGGCGCAGUCUGUCCAUGCCAAAGAGGCCACGAAGGACAUGGAGGUGGCCAUCCUGAAGACAUGCCAGAGAGUCAGUGACCUCCGACGCGAGCUCCAUAAGGUUGCGGUGGGCCGUGCCUCAGAUUUGCUGAAGGUUCACGGGGAGCAGUUGCCUCUGCGGGCUCUCAAAGCAGCGGGUGCAGAGGGAAACCUGGAGGAAGUAGCAGAGUAUUCACGCACGCUCACUGAGCAGAAGGAGCAGCUGGUGGAGACGUGUCGGCUGUUGUGCCAUGUGUCAGGAACAGAGCCAUUAGAGAUCACCUGUAUACACGCUGAGGAGACCUUCCAUGUCAUUGGUCCACAGAUCAUCUCAGCAGCCCAGACGCUGGCUCUCCACCCAUCCAGUAAAAUUGCAAAGGAGAACCUGGAAGUGUUCUGUGAGGCCUGGGAGUCACAGCUCUGUGACAUGGCCCUGCUGCUGAGGGAGAUCAACGACGUCUUUGAAGGCAGGCGAGGAGACAAAAGGCCUUAUUUGUCACUUCCUAGACCUGGGAAGCACUCCGCUAACUUGAAGACUGCCAAGGCUGUCAAGUUGGAUGCAGAGGAGCAGACAAGCAUGGCCAAGUUGGGUCUGGAACUUCGUCUUCUGUCGUCAGAUGUAGACACAGAGGUGGAAAAGUGGGAGGAACAGGAGCAUGAUAUUGUCCGGCAGAGCCAGAGCCUUGCCAGUAUGGCAUACAACAUGUACCUGUUCACCAGAGGGGAGGGACUCUUGAAAACAACACUAGAUCUUUUUCAUCAAGCUGAGGUUCUUUCUGAAGAAGGACUCCAGCUGUGCUCAUCUCUCGGCACUUUUUCCACUCAGUUGGUUGAUGAGGAAAAGACUGUGGUGAUGACAGAAAUGGAGAAACUGGUGGCAUUAUGCCAGCAGCUGCAGAUGGGGGCCAAGACUCCUGUACAGGGCAAGACUGCCACCUUCCAGAAGGUGGACUCAUCCAUUCAGGCAACCAGAAGCAUCUUGAAUGUGGUCCUCUCCCUCCUGCCACUCUGUAACAAGCUCAGUAGAAAGAACAAGUCAGACAGGAAUAGCCUCAGUUCCCCACAGGACUGGAGAGAAAGGCAGGAUGCAUCCACACCUGUCAAAGAGGAAGGAGCUCUCAACAGCAAGAACAGCAACGGAUUUGGCGUUAAAUCUUUGGAGCAGCACAUGGCCGGUCUCAACCUCCUUGAGAGCAAAUAAUCCCACAAAUCAUCUCUUCCUUUGUCCACUCUUCCUGAUGAAGCAGCGCAUAGCCGACCUCACCUCUCUGGAGAACACUACCACCCCCCUACCCCCGCCAUCCUUCAUGCACCCACCACAGAGUGGGCUAGUGUCGUCUGGUGAAGAUGGUUGCUUUGGCUCAACCAGAGUUUGCAUUUGCAUUCUGGAUGAUGUUUGCACAAAAAAAAAGCAGGUCUAAACUUUCUUUCCCACUGGGGUAAAUCCAGGGUAGCAUUUCACCUGAAGCACCAGUUCCACCCCAGUCCACAAGAUGGCGCUAUUACUGUACAAAAAAAAAAUACUAUGCUCUAAGUUUUCAAAGAAAGUGAAGCCUGGCGCAAACCUGGAUUUAUUUUUUUUUAAAUCGCUUUUCACUUCUCUUGCAUCUGAAUUAAUAAACUAAUUAAAAAUCAGGAGAGAACUCCACUUGAUGCUCAGCUCAGCCAUACAUCUAUCUUCACUAUGUGCCUCUGUGUGACAAGCCUAUGUGUUUUGUGGCGUUCUGUAAUUGUGUUGCACAAGUUGCGUGGAAAAAAAAAAAAAAAAAAAAA